AUGACGAUCUCGGUGGCGGAGGCUUCAGAUCCGGCAGUGAAGGAGGGCCGCCUGCUGUUGUACGCCGGCUGUGAGUCCUUGACGACACUCUUCAAUGUCACACCCAAGGAGGACGGCUCCCCCCUGGAUUUCUUCAAGGUCCUGACGAGCGGGGCGAAACCUGAGCAGCUUCAGCUGUUUCAGCCAGGUGCCCCGGUUGAGAUCAAGUCAGACGAGAAAGACAAAGACAAGUCCAUGGAGGUGAAGGUCACAGCCGACCUCGGCAUCACCUGCAAGGGCCUCCCCGACAAACCCGCCGAAACUGUGACCGGUGCUGAGAACCCCUCCACGCAGUCUAUGCCAUGCGUAUCGCCGGAGCUUGUGGGAGGCGGGGUCAACACCACGCUGUACUCCUGCAACCGCGCAGCCUGGUUCGACCCGGGCCUCGGGGCCGGCAAGUUCCGUCCCGACCAUGUGGCGAACUAUGUCGAGUUGAAACUCUCCUCCUUGACAUUCCCAAUCUCCGACAAGUGGAGCGAUGCAGAGGCGAAGUCCAUGUACUACGUGCGAGCUCGAGUCUGCGGUGUCGCGGUGACCAGCACCGCUCUCCACCGGCCAAAUCCGGUCUGGUCCAAGGUGCUUCCGUCGCAUCUCGUGGACCCCAGCCAGAUCCGCUUCGAAGGCCAACAGCUGCUUCUCCCGUUGCCAGCUGGAUGCUGGGCUGGUGACGACCCGGAACGCAGCGAGAUGCGGAAGGUCCGCAUUGAGGUUGUCAAGGCAAGCUACAAGGACACUGGGUCCGUCCUCGACUUCGACAGCUUCGCUAACACAGCAGGAGCGGCCCCAAAGAACACAUACUCCGAGAAGGUGGUCUUCAAGGCUGCUCUUAGAUUCGACAAUCACAUGCUCGUGGACAUGCAGAAGCAGCUGGGCCUGUUCCUGACGGGGCCUGAUCAACAGGUCAAGGAGGUUGAUGUGUUCCGACCGACGGCGAAGUCGGACCACGCCACCGACACUCAGCCCCAGGGGAUGCUCAGCUUGGAGUUUGCCCUGAGAGACCGGGAUCAGGCGAGAGCUGUCAUGGGCCAGUCCGGCCACAAAAGCGCCCUGUGCAUCGGUGACAAGGCUAUGCUGGUGGUGGAGGAGCCUUUCCUUUACCCGAAGGAUGCUGCGGACUUCCGGAAGCAGUUCUGCGUUGGCGACUUUGUCAAAGGCAAGAAGGAUGGACAGCCGUGGCGUGUCGAACUCCGCGAACCGUGCCUGAGCAGCGAGUACGCCGAGAGCGGACUUGGCGACCUGGUUCCGAAGCGGCCGUUCAAGCAGAGCUUCAUCCCCACUUUCUGCGACGACAUCAUCCCCCACAAGUAUGUCAUGCCCUUGUCGGAGAAAGAGUUCCUGGACAAGCACAAGCCGGGUUUCUUCAAUCGCAUUAUGGAUGACAUGGCUUCGAAAGCAUCAUCCGACCACACGCUGCCGUACCGGUCCGGCCCCAACAAGCCAGUCGUAUCUCAUCUCGAGCACAUGAACCGACACGUGCCUGUGACGAUCCUGGCUAUGUAUGCGGACAGUGGCAACGGUGCCACGUGUGAUGUGGAGCUCCUCGACAGACUAGCGACCCAGCAGCGGAGGUUUGCCUUUCCCGGCAAGCUGGAGAAGCUGGAUCGCAAAGGGAAGGCUGGGGAGGCGCUGCCCCCGCGGUUCAUUCUCAAGCAGGUGCCAGCAAUCCUGCUGAAUGCUGUGCACUAUUCCGGCAUCAACGUUUACGAUGCUUUGUUCAAGACAACUUCGGAUGUCAUCCAAGCGCCGCCGCCUGCCAACGAGUUCGAUCCUCGCUCCUACGAGGCUGCGCAGUGGGAGUCUCAGUUUCCGUUUCGACGGGGGGCUUGGGAAGUUCGCUUUGACAAAGUCUCGCUCUUGUGGAAAGGUGCGAAGAAGAAUUACUUGGAGUACAAGCUCGCGGCGGGCCCGCUUCCUCCCGAUGCUAGCACAUCGGCCUGCAUGUACGAGUUCAAUGUCCGUGUGCGCUUCCCCAGCGAGUACGAGAUGUAUCAGUUCGUCGCCAUGGUGCGCAAAUGCGUGCGCGUGGACCACUACCAGCAGGCAUCGAAAAUGAUCGAGUACCAAAAGCAAUCUCAGAUGACGACCCCUCAGCUAAUGCGCCAUCCCGGGCUGCAGAAAAGCGGCGGGCAAUUGGACGUGCUCCUGGUGGAAGCUCGCCGACUUCAGCCGCUGCAGUCGGCUCUCAACACGGUGCUUACCUCGGACCCCAUCACCCUCUACGAGUCGUGGUCGAAGGGCCGUUCCGAUGUGGACCCGUCACAGUCUAAUCAAAUGGUGGAUGCGAACUAUCUGCCGGAGCUUCUCGGUACCACGGAUGGCCAAGCGGUGAAGGGCACACCGGAAGGAAGCUCGAUUGGGACCUUCGUCAACUUCAGGAUGCUCCACAACAAGGAGGUCAUUCCAUACCGUGGGACGAACAAGCAAGUGUCUCCGGUCAUUUCGGGUACCGACAGCCCAGUUUGGUCCAAGCUGCCGCAGCUGGAGAGUGUGGGAGGCUGGACGUUCCGCACGGGCAUUAUCGAUCCCGAGAAGUACCCGAAAUUGCUGAUUGAGUUCGAGGUGAUGAAAGCAGGGAUGUCUCCGAGUCGCAUCGGUGUCAUCCAACUCCCGGUGACUGAAGAGCAGUUCCUGACGAAUCCCAACCAGAUGUUCAAGAACCUUUGGCUCCCAUUGGUCAGCGUGAAGGAUGGCGAGCUUACUCCCAACAUCACGGGCGAGAUCCACGUCCUCACUCGUUGGCUGCCGGUAGAGAUGAAGCAGGUGUUCGCCGACGGUCAGGAGAAGAUGCAGCUCUCCGUUCGGUCUAUGUUCUUAAAGGACAUCUGGAGCAAGGUCUGCCAGCCGAGAAUUCGCGAGCCGAUUUAUGGUGUGGAAGCCAUGUACCACGCUUUGACCUACAAUCCGAACCUCGUCCGGCUGAGGGACAAGGAGGGCACGAAGUCUCCGGAGACUUUGAAGGACAAUGCUCGAAGACAUGUCGAGGAGUUGUCGAACUGCGUGCCUUACCUGGAGUGCCUAGAGAGGCGUCAGCUCAAUGCCUGGAACAUUUUUCAGGCAGAGCUACAAGACCGUGGCUACGAAGGCCGCAGUAUCGGGGAGCUGCGUUUGCUGUGGCAGCAGAACGAGGACCAGGCAAUGCUAAACAAGCUGCAGCAGCUAGUCCUCAGAGGUGUGCCCAGCGCGCUGCGGCCGCAAGUGUGGGCAGAGCUCACGCUGGCCAGCCGCGUGGCGACGCAGGACGGAGCUACCUACGGCCGCGAUCCGGAGGCGAGUGGUGAAGAUGCCGCGGAGCAGGAGUAUCGUCAUCUCCUGGAGCGAGGCUUGCCACAACUUUCCGAUGCGAUGUUGCAGCUCCAGGAAGAUGCAGUACUGCUCGCCGGCUGGGAGUCCAGCACCCCGCCACUCCCAGAAGCGAUGGAGCUCCACCUCAAGCGGAUCAAGAAUGCAAAGAACGUUGUCACAGCUCUACUGGCCGUGGAAGACAGCGGCAUUGCCUACUGCGAGAGCCUGCUGGUGCUGGCUUUCUUCCUCCUCUUGCCGCAGGGCUACAAGGAGGUGGCGUCGUCGAGCUACACAGGGGAGGGGCUCACCCACCCCACCGAGAGCUCCGUCUUCUGGCUCCUGUACACCCUCAUCUGCACACGGACGAAUGGGGUCUACCGCGAGUACUAUGGGAUGCCACUUCAGCCGGAGCAAGACCCCAGCCAGACGGAGCUGGUGGGUGGCAGCGGGGCCGUACAGGAUGUGCACCUCUUGGAAUGUGCUGUGGCCUACCACGACAAAGAGCUCUACCAGUGCAUGUCGGCGAUGGGUUUCGAUCUCUCCACCGUCUUCUACGGAGCAUUCAUGAGGUGGUUUGCAACGUACAUGCCGACGGCCAGCGUAUUCAGGCUCUGGGAUGCUUUGCUGCUGCAGUCGUCGAAUCCGAAAGCGCAGCCUCAUGCCCGUGCAAACCUGAUCGAUCUUGGCUUCGCCUCCCUGCGUGCUAAGCGGACGGAGCUGAUGUCCUGCCAGUCUGCUCUGGAGAUGCGCAGUGUCGUUCUGGGUUUCCUGGCCUCGCUGUAUGACACAGGCACCGUCAUUGACUUGAUCCACUCAGCGCACUGCUUCUUGUGGGGCGGUGGUGGCUUCAGCAGUGGCAAAGUCGCAGUUCUUUGGACCAAGCGAGAGGAGCUCUUUACAGGUGCCAAUACCAUCACCAAGCACCAGAACCGGGUGCUCAAGCGAAUCGCUCACGAGGGCAUCGUGGGAAG
Molecule: messenger RNA, 4292 nt
Organism: Symbiodinium necroappetens
Lineage: Eukaryota; Dinophyceae; Suessiales; Symbiodiniaceae
Source: the annotation of a GenBank genome assembly